GCUCUCAUUCCAUUAUUCCCGGCGACAUGCCAGCAGCAGGUAUCCAAAUUUUCUCGGUAGAGGAUUUUUACUAAGGAUAAAGUCUCGCAAUGCAUUUUCUAACAUGAUUUGAGCUUAAAAAAUAAUAUUUUCUUCUUUUUUGGAUUUUGGAAGCAAUGGAUUAUAUCCUUCCCUUUUGUGACUGACAUUUGUUGAAGAAAAAUGUUGCUUCAUUUGUUCGAAAAAUGAGAUGUUGUGUAUGAAUUAUGUGUACUAUGAGCUUCUAGUUUAGGAAGAAUGCUAGUGUUCAGUCUUGAAAUCAGAUUCAGUUUUUGAAAAAUAAUCCAGAAAAAACUUAUUUGUCAUCAACAUUUCGUAAAAAUGAAGGGUUGGAAAGUUGGAUUAAUGCUUUUUGUUCUAAUUCAAGGCUACGGUACCAAAGGAUCUGAUCCUAUAUGUGGAUUUCCUGGCACGCCUGCUUAUGGAUAUGUUAAGCCAGAUGAAGCUGCAUACUAUGAAGGUGAUAUUGUAAGUUACUCUUGUAGAGUAGGAUAUAUACUUCUCGGCUCUCACAUUCGCAAAUGUACAAAGGAUGGCUCGUGGACGGACGAAGUUCCUAUUUGUGAUGACAGUAUGACCACUCUUGGUUUUGCUUCAUCGACUCCAGCUGUGCUUGGUCAUUCAGCAGAAUUAGCCAUAGACAGAGACAAAAACACUUGCACCUACUUGAAGCAAAAAAACCCUCGAUGGUGGAGAAUAGAUCUUGGUGCAGAAUACAAGGUGCUGUCUGUUGCAGUUACUGUUCCUUCUCCAGAUAAAAACAUGAAAUUUACAGUUUACGUAAUUGGAAUUCAAGGAACAACUGCCUCGUACCACAGGUGUGCAUCGUUUAGUGGAAAAUUUGGUACGCAAACGGUUGUUUUGUCAUGUGCUGAAGGCAAAGGCAUCGAAGGCGGAAAAGUGCACAUCGAAGAUCAUCAGCUAAAUGAAAGACUAUUUGAACUGUGUGAAGUUGAAGUACAAGUUGAAAAAGAUACUGGCUAUGACUGUGGAAGACCUAGCCGCAAUAUUUAUUCCAUUACUUUUGAUUCCAGUGGAGAUAGUGUAGAAUACGGAUGCAUCAGAGGCUAUGAAAUUGUUGGAAGCGAUUACCGAAUGUGUGAAAAUUCCGGCCAAUGGUCAGGAGAACCACCAGUAUGUAGACCUAUUAUAUGUAAUCGUUUGAUUGCGCCUGAAAAUGGUCUCGUAGAAGUCAUUCAGGGCAACAGAAGUACGCCAUUAGAAGGAGCAACUGUCGCAUACAGAUGUGAAGAAGGAUUUAAAUUGGUAGGGUCCUUUACUCGGGAAUGUUUACGGGAUGGAUCGUGGAGUGGAAACGAUCCCCAGUGUAAAGCGAUAAGAUGCCCCAUUCCGGAUGGAAAAUUGCAGCGAGGUAUUUACAGACUAGUGAACAAAACAAAUAGUAUGGGAAGCAUGGCCAUGCUGAGAUGUAAACGAGGCAAAAGGGAAGGAGAUAAUCCAUAUAUUACGUGCACUGAAGAUGGUAGCUGGACAAAAGCAGAAGCACACUGCAUAUUACCUGCUGGUGCAUCAUAUGAAGUUAAAGAAGAACCAAGAAUAGUUAAUCAGGGAGCUGUCAUUUUCGGAAUGGUUGUUGCAGCUGUGAUGAUAGUGGUUGUACUGGUAGCAUUAUAUCUGUAUUCUCAAAAGAGGCGAAAUGCAGAAAAGCCAAAAAUUCCAAGUCGCUUCCAGGAUCCACCAGCACCUCCACCAAGGCCUCCACCUCGGACUAAAAGCAAUCCAUUCAAAAAUGCUAUUAUGGGAUUUAUGUCUCGUGAUACAGCUGUCAAAGAUGAAGAUAUAGAGUUAAAAAAUUGGAAAACCCACAGUCUGCCUACGGAUAACUCAUUCGCUAACGACAUGGGAGAUCCUAAUAGUCCCAAAAAGCUACGUUCUUUCGGGGGAAGUUUAAGACAAGAAGAUAAACCGGCUGUUAUUGAAGUGGAAGUACUCUCGCAUGAGGGAUCAGGCAACAAAGGAAAAUUUAGAAGCGUUCCUGAAGAGAAUGAAAACGCAAGUCUUGAAAAUGUUGAACUUCAUGAUGAGGAGAAGGAAAGCAAUAAAGGAUCUGAGCGAGAACCCAAAAGCGGAGCCGAAUAUGCAGCAGUAGAUUAUGAAAAGAAACGACAGUCCCGACUUUUAAAAGAACAAGAUUCUAUGGAAUCAUCUUCGACAGCUGCUGCAAGUCCCAUUCCCGCAGACGAGGUCGAUAAACACGUAUCACCGUCUCCUCCGAAAAGUUUGAGUCACACCGAAAGUGAAGAAGAAAGUGAAGAAGUUUCGAGUGAGGAAAAAGAAGAUGAAGAUCAAAUAAAUAAAGAAGAAGAAGAAAGGAAGGCAAAAGAAGAUGAAGAGAAGAAAGCAAAGGAAAAAGAGGAGAGAAAAGUAAAAGAAGAAGAAGAGAGGAAAGCUAAGGAAGAAGAGGAAAAGAAAGCUAAAGAAGAAGCGGAGAAGAAAGCCAAAGAAGCAGAAAACGAAGCUGCAAUUGCACGUAGACGAAAAUUAAGAACCGAACCUCCUCCACCAGUGGAUGAGAAACCAGUUUUAAGGCGAUUCCGACGCUAGAAACUAUAAUUCGUAUCUGUGAUGAAAUUUUCAUGGUCAUAAUGAAGACAAUAAAAAAGCAAUGCGAUGGGAAUAUUUGCAUGCAAAAGCUGCAAAUAUUUCAGAAUUUCCGAUAGCAAGCGAUUUGUUAAUUGAUUUCAUCUAAUUUGACGUAAAGUGACAUUCCCAUUUGCAGUCACAUUAGAUUUGAAGCAAUUUUCAAGAAUUGAGUGUUUUACGUGAAGAGAAACAAUUCAAGCAAGAAUAAGUAAUUACAAUGCUGAUUCAACAUGCAUAUUUUAUAUGCGAAAUUUUGUUAUAAAAUUAUAUCCGCAUUUUAUAACAUGAAUGUAUGUUAAGUGUAUUAAUUUCUAAAUUACGGAAGUAAAUUAUUUCUCAUAUUUGUUUCUGUGAAAAAGUUAAGAGUCCAAUAGGUUUGAAAAGUUUACUCAUGUUAUUAAAAUUUUGUAGAGAAGUUUUAAAUGUUGAAACCAAAACAAAAAUAUAUUUUCAAUUGUUUGAAAAAGUGAAAGUUCUGAAAACGUUUUAUAUUCUUGAAUAUUGAAUUGUGGAUUAUUAUGUACCUAAAAUAUGUUACCACUUUUAUGAACAAUUUAUUUACAUCUAAAGGCAUGCUGUAAGAAUAUUUCUGAUAUUAAACUUCAAAAAGAGAAGAAAAAAUCCAAUACAUGAAUUUCUCUCUUAUAUUUGUCUAUU
Molecule: messenger RNA, 3300 nt
Organism: Uloborus diversus
Lineage: Eukaryota; Metazoa; Arthropoda; Arachnida; Araneae; Uloboridae
Product: E-selectin-like
Exons: 12
Coding region: 361-2604 (747 amino acids)
Source: RefSeq, a predicted model, not a curated record